Molecule: messenger RNA, 1466 nt
Organism: Carassius carassius (crucian carp)
Lineage: Eukaryota; Metazoa; Chordata; Actinopteri; Cypriniformes; Cyprinidae
Product: formyl peptide receptor 2-like
Exons: 3
Coding region: 174-1208 (344 amino acids)
Biological process (GO): complement receptor mediated signaling pathway; inflammatory response; positive regulation of cytosolic calcium ion concentration
Cellular component (GO): plasma membrane
Molecular function (GO): G protein-coupled receptor activity; complement receptor activity
Source: RefSeq, a predicted model, not a curated record
GAUUCAGUGAGAAAACCUGUUCAGCAUAAAAUAAUUGAAUAGCUGAUAGCAUUUAAAACUCAAACAUAGCCUUGUGCUGAACAUAUUGACAAGGGAUUUUGCAAUGCUGUUUAUCCUGAGACCUAUAGUUUGGGCUGAUCAUUGCAAAAACGCCUACUGACACUGUGUGCAGAAUGUCCUCCAAUUUAACUCUUUCCCUUCGCUCCAACUCCAAAAUCUCAAUGUACCAUGAGAAAACGACAUUGGACAUUGUCUUCUACACCAUCAUUGUUAUCCUCGGAACCACUGGGAACUCUUUGGUCAUCUGGGUGGCUGGCUUGCGCAUGAAACCCACCGUUACAAAUGUUUGGCUGGUCAAUCUCGCUGUAGCAGACCUGAUCUUCUGCUUGACACGAGCUAUUUCUCUCACCAGAAAGCUUUUCUAUGACCACUGGCCUUUUGGAGUUUUUCUGUGCAAGUUCAAUGCUUUCUUCAAGUAUGCCAACAUGUUCUGCAGUGUUUUUCUUCUGGCCGUCAUCAGUGUGGAUCGAGCGCUCUGCGUCUGGUGUCCAGUGUUCACCAGAAAACGACGGACGUUAUGUGCCACUCGUGUGGUCAGUUUGGGAGUUUGGAUUGUGGCGUUGAUGUUCAGCUCACCAUACUUUGUGUACCGGCAGGUCCUCCCUGACGAGAACAACUUGAGCUACUGCUCAUUCAAGGAGGAAGAAGCAGCAGAGGGUGGGAUUUCUGCAAAGUAUGUCUACUACUGCAUUCGUUUCAUCUGUGGAUUCUUGUUGCCCUUUCUGGUCAUCCUUAUCUGUUACAUACUAGCUGCUGUUAGGAUAUGCAGAAUGCGGCUCUCUGGAAAAUCGAGGCCUCUUCGAAUUCUUGCUGUAUUGGUCUGUGCCUUUUUCUUAUGUUGGGCUCCAUACCACUUUCUAGGGCUAGUCAAGUUGAUGAACAAAGACCACAAGGCAGUGAAAGAAGGAUGGACUAUGGCUUCAAACUUAGCUUAUUUCAACAGCUGUGUGAACCCAGUUCUGUAUUUCUGCAUGGGACUGGAUGUUAGUCAACGCUGCAACCAAAGUUUGUCUGGGAUUUUUCAGAGAGCACUUAUGGAGGAAGACCAAAGUCUCUCACAGCAAAGUACUAGAGAAGAAAGCUUAAAUUUCAUUCCAAAGACUGCAAACACUGAGUUAGUCACUAAAGCUGAAGAGAUUAAUAUCUAGAUUUAUAUCUAACAAAAUGUAAAGUUAAUGCUUGAAUAUGUAGAUGGAGCCUUUAUGAAAAUAUUGCAAAAUACUAGUAAUUUGUAAUAUAUGUCAUGUUUUUUAUACAAAUGUUUAUGUCAAUCGUACAAUUUUAUGAUCAGCUAUAUUUGCUAAUUUUAAUGUUAAUGUUAAUUUGUUUAUAAACAGGAUGACAUUGGCCGGAAGAGAAAACGGAAAUUACUUGUAGCCUUAUAUGGGGUAAAGGGCAGGAUUGCA